CACGCUCCUUUCUGUUUCUGUCAGUUUGACUACUUUAGAUACCUCCUGUCGGUGGAGUCCUGCAGUAUUCGUCUUUUGUGACUGGCUUAUUUCACUCAGCGUCAUGUCCUCAAGGUUUAUUCAUGUUGUAGCAUGUGUCAGAAUUUCCUUCCUUUUUAAGGAAGUAAGUUUUGUGGAGAAAGGAAAGUGCAUCUCCCUUCAAUAAGCAACGCUGGAAAUAUAUUCGCUCUGAAACGCUGGAUCAAAAACUUUAACGCUGUUGAAAGCAUUCCUCAAAAAUUUUAAAUAUAUGUUAAACCCAAACCUAAGGACAGAAAAGAAAGGAAGGGUAUUCCUCACUUUUGCAAAAAUAAAUAAAUACAAGGGAAAUACGAUAUCAAAUAUAUAUUAUCCUUGUGGUUUCACGGCAAAUAACCUCACCCACAGAUAAUGUGGUAACUAUCAGAAGUAACUGCUUAACUAGCAUUGUUAAGUGGAAUUGAAAUGCCAGCCCUUAGUUUUCCCAAAGGGCUCUUAGUGCCUCUGAGCCUGGAAGGACUGACAAAGCCCAGCGUUUAGCUGCUGUCGCCUGGUCGUUCUGUUGUGAUCUGCAGAUUUCCUCAAAGUCAGUUUCUAGGGUUGACUGUCACAGAGCAAAACCGAGUGCAGAGACACGGGGCAAACGGAAAUUUUGUGUGAGCCGUGUUAGAGCUUGAACUGGCACGGGAAGCCUGGGCACUUGUUAGAGUUUGUAUAUAAAGAGGAAUUGCCGAAACACAUAAAAAAAUAUAUAUACAUAUUUUCCCAGCGAGAGCAUUAGACUCCUGUGUAUUAAGACAUAUGCAGCUGCUUGGCCCUUCACACUCACACGGCUGCUCCUUUUCGGAGUCCCUGGGAGCCUCCCGGCUCUUUGCUCCUCUUGCGUUUCUUUCCUUCCUGCCCUCCCUGGUUCUGCCACAGUUCUUUUCUUUUCUGUUCUGUUUCUUGGGGCCUGUAUUGUUUCCUGCCGUCCCUGGUUCCCUGGCCCUUCCCCUUCUGCUCGCAGUGGAUUCCUCUGCACAGAAAACUCAGCAGCCUCCCAAGCUGGGUGGGGUUCACUUGGGUAAAUCACCACAUCCUGGAGCUCCAUCCAGCAGUGUUUUCUUAAGACCUGGAAGCUGGAGUCAGCGCAUUAGAGGGGAAAAAAGUGAAACCAUUUACUGAGAUGGCUUUCCAGAGAAUGUUUCUGUAUAAAUCUGCAAAAGGUGAAUUUGACUGAAAAUGGCCAUGGAGAAAUCCUAGAGAGCAAAAAACAACAGGAAGAUGUCCUAUUGAGAAACACCCCCUCAACUUGACCAUGAGUCAGACAAGCAAGAAAACUCCCUCAGAUGGAGAAAGUAAAUCCGAGACUUCAUUUGUCAACAGAUUCCUCAGGGGCUCAAACCUCGGGUCCUCCAAAGCUGACAGCAGGAAAGAGAACAAUGACCCUACAACAGCUGAUUUCCAGCCCAGCGACGAGACACAGAAGACAGCCGCCUUAGACACUGCUAAGCCUCUCACCUCAGAAAUGGACUUGGGAUCCAGAAUGGAGAAAAAUGAGCAGUUCCUGCAGAAGCUGGGCAAAAAGGCUGUUGACAAGUGUCUCGAUCUGAAUAACUGCAGAUUAACAACAGCGGACAUGAGGGAAAUGGUUGCUUUGCUGCCUUUUCUCCCAGACUUGGAAGAACUGGAUAUUUCCUGGAAUGAUUUCAUAGGAGGAACCCUCCAUUUAAUCACCCAGCAAAUGCAUCUUGUCAGCAAGUUAAAAAUCCUAAGGCUGGGUAGUUGCAGACUUACCACUGAUGAUGUUCGAGCACUGGGAGACGCAAUUAAAGUGAUACCUCAACUUGAAGAGCUGAAUUUGUCCUGGAAUGGUAAAGUGGGAGGAAACUUGCCUCUCCUCCUUCAGAAUUUCCAAGAAGGGAGCAAGAUACAAACGCUUGAGCUUGUGGAUUGUGCCCUCACGUCGGAAGAUGGGGCGUUUGUAGGUCGGUUGCUGCCUGUGCUGCAAAAUCUUGAAGUCCUUGAUCUUUCCAUUAACGGAAACAUCGGCGGCAGUGUAAACAGUAUUGCUCAGGGAUUAAAGAGCACCUCAAAUCUGAAAGUACUCAAGUUACAUUCAUGUGGAUUAUCACAAAAGAGCGUCAAGCUGUUGGAUGCUGCUUUUGGACACUUGGGUGAGCUGAGAAAAUUAGACCUCUCCUGCAACAAGGAGCUGGGGGGAGGCUUUGAGGACUCGGCAGCUCAGUUGGCCACGUUGGAGCGUUUGGAAGCCCUGGAUCUUCACCAGUGCUCGCUAACGGAGGAUGACGUGGUGUCGCUGACCCAGGUCAUCCCCUUACUCUCGAGUCUUCAAGAACUGGAUUUAUCCGCCAACAAAAAGAUGGGCAGCUCUUCUGAACACCUCCUCAGCAGGCUCCGAUUUUUACCGACAUUGAAGUCGUUGCUAGUCAACAACUGCGCUUUGCAAAGUGAGACCUUCAGCGCCCUGGCUGAAGCCUCCAUUCACCUCCCUGCUCUGGAGAUAUUCGACCUUUCUUGGAAUAAGUGUGUUGGUGGCAACCUGAGUCUGCUUCUGGAAACACUAAAGCUCUCCACGUCCCUUCAAGUGCUAAGGCUGAGCAGCUGUUCCCUGUUGACAGAGGACGUGGCUCUCUUGGCAUCGGUAAUACAGACAGGUCAUCUGGCCAAGCUAAGGAAGCUCGACCUGAGCUACAAUGACAGCAUCUGUGACGCAGGAUGGACCAUUUUCUGCCAGAACGUGUGGCUCCUCAAAGAGUUGACUGAGUUGGAUAUUAGUCUUCGGCCAUCAACUUUCCGAAACUGUGGACAAUGGUUUAGGCACUUGUUAUGUGCUGUGACCAAACUUCCCGAGAUCACCGAGAUAGGAAUGAAAAGAUGGCUCCUGCCGGCUUCACAGGAGGAAGAACUCGAACGCUUUGACCAAGAUUCCAGAAGCAGCAUCCACUUUGACCAUGGUGGGUUUCAGCAGGCUGAUUUCCCUUAACUCAGCCACCGACCAUUCUCCAGAGGAGGAAAAGAACACAAAUGAAUCCCAGUGUAACUAAAGGACUAUCAGUUUCUGGGCCAUUUAAUGGGAUUUAUGUUACAAGAGCUUUGUAAAAGCAUGUAUAUAAUAAUAGGAACAUGUCUUUAUCUUAUGAAACAAGGAUGACUUUUUUUGAUGGAUUUUCAAUUGUUUUCCAUAUAUAAUUAGUUCACUUACUGUUUAGAAGGCCUACCAAAAAUGUUUAGAUUCUGGUAAUACAUCUCCUUUUUUCUUGCCCUGGAAUUUUCUGCCUCGUCUUUUCCUGUAUGUUAAAUGUCCUAAAUAUAAGGGUGUGUGUGUGUGUGAAAUUCUAACAUGAAAGGCACUAGCUUUGUAAAUUUGUAAUCUUUAGUUUCAUGUUAUCUUUACUAUUCUUUUAUGUACCUCAAUGUAGUCUAUUUACAUUUUUUAUCAGAAAGUAUACCCUUCUGUGGUUUAUUAUUUUAUGUUUUGGCACCUUUUAUUCCAGAUAUGAACCAAAAAACUAAUAAUGAUCACUGACAUAAAUCUUAGUAAAAAAUGGUCAAAAAUUCAAAACCCAGUAUCAAAAACACAUCUUGUUGGGCCGGCCCGAUGGCGCAGUGGUUAAGUUCGUACAUUCUGCUUCUCAGUGGCCUGGGAUUCGCCGGUUCGGAUCCCGGG
Equus caballus (horse) is the source of this 3688-nucleotide messenger RNA. It is a transcript of the gene LRRC31, whose product is annotated as leucine rich repeat containing 31. Lineage: Eukaryota; Metazoa; Chordata; Mammalia; Perissodactyla; Equidae. The record is from RefSeq and is a predicted model, not a curated record. Gene Ontology annotation, molecular function: protein binding.